AUGUCUGACAUGGAUAUCGUACCCCUCAUUAUCGGGGGAGAAGACAUCGUCUUGACCGGAGAGCACCAGGGAGAAAUAGCCUCCCCCAUACCAAAUGGACCGACGAAAUUCCAAGGCGCGACGACAGAGCUAGCCAUCAAGGCUGUCGAGUCCAGCGCCGGCGCAUUCGCAUCGUGGUCUAAGACGCGUCCCCAGGAGAGACGGGCCAAGCUGCUACAGCUCGCUACUGUCCUGCGCCAGCGCGCAACAGAGCUAGAAAAGCUCGUUGAUGAAGAAAUCCAGUGCGGCGAGCUCUGGGCUCACAUUAUCAUGCAGGGCGGCAUUGAGCUCGUCGAGGAGACGGCGGCGCUCAUUACUACCUCUACGACGGGGUGUAUCCCCGCGACGGAGAAGGGAUCGUAUGGGUUGGUCUUUAAGGAACCUCUUGGGGUUAUUUUGGGGAUUGCGCCGUGGAAUGCACCGAUUAUUCUUGGGCUCAGGGCUGUAGUUGCGCCUGUUGCUGUUGGGAAUACGGCGAUUCUUAAGGGAUCAGAACUCAGCCCACGAACGCACUACAUGCUCGCAUCGCUCUUCCGCGAGGCGGGAUUCCCGCCUGGUGUGGUCAACUAUAUCUGCCAUCGUCCGGAGGAUGCAUCGGACGUCUAUGACUCCAUGAUCACGCAGCGCGCUGUAAAGAAAUGCAACUUUACCGGGUCGACUGCGGUAGGCCGCAUUAUUGCGUCCAAGGCGGCUCAGGCGCUGAAACCGGUCUUAUUGGAGCUGGGAGGGAAGAAUUAUGCCCUUGUGCUGGAUGAUGCGGAUCUGGAUCUAGCAGCCGAGCAUAUCGUGCGCGGUGCAUUUCUAAACAACGGCCAAAUCUGCAUGUCCACCGACCUCGUCAUCAGCUCCAAAUUCAUCAACUCUGUCCCGGAAUCAAAGAUCCACACCCUCCUAGACACCAUCAAAACCAACCACAUCGUCAUCUCCCAGCCCGCCAAAACCAAGCUCACUAACCUCCUCUCCGACAGCCUUGGCAAAGGCGCAACCAUCCACUCCGCCGCGACCUCCACCGACGGCGCCCACUUCCCAGCAACCCUCAUCCGCGGCGUCACCCCAUCCAUGGACUUCUUCCAUACCGAGUCGUUUGGCCCGGUCCUGGGAAUGGUCACCGUGGACCACGAGGACGACAUUGCGGCCUUGAUCCAGGAGUUCGACUACGGGUUGUCGUCGGCGAUUUUCACGCGUAAUCAUCACCGCGCGCUGGGAUUGGCGGCUUCCGUUAAUGCUGGCGCGGUGCAUGUUAAUGCUAUGACUGUUCAUGAUGAGGCGACUUUGCCGCAUGGGGGCGUUGGGCAUAGUGGGUGGGGACGGUUUGGGGCGGGUUGGGGAUUGGGGGAGUUUUUGCAGACGAAGACUGUUACGUUGAGUGGGUGA
Molecule: messenger RNA, 1413 nt
Organism: Aspergillus campestris IBT 28561
Lineage: Eukaryota; Fungi; Ascomycota; Eurotiomycetes; Eurotiales; Aspergillaceae
Product: putative aldehyde dehydrogenase
Exons: 4
Coding region: 1-1413 (470 amino acids)
Molecular function (GO): succinate-semialdehyde dehydrogenase (NAD+) activity
Source: RefSeq, a predicted model, not a curated record